AUGGCAACUCUGUCUUAUUAUGGUUACCCCGACGAACUCCAGAGCGAGAAAUCUCUUCUCGAUGCUUCAUUCAGUAUCGAAUCAUUGCUCGACGAGUCGGACUCGUCCAAUGGCACAGAGAUAUUGAGCCCAGAAGACUACGCCAAACUCAAGAAACUCCCCGGCAACGAUGUUUGUAUUGACUGCGGUCUACCCGAGUACACGGAAUGGGCUUCUGUGAGCUUUGGGAUCCUCUUUUGUUCCCAGUGUAGUGGGGUUCAUCGGUCGUUAGGGGCAAACUUCUCAGUUGUAAAGUCGAUCACGCGUGACAAAUGGUCCAGGGAAGAAAUGACAAUCAUGAAGAAUGGCGGCAAUGAACGCUUUCAAGCCUAUUUGGACCUGAUAGGAUCUGACUUCACGGCUCUCUCAGCUCAAGAAAGGUACACCAGUCCGGCAGCAAUCGAGUACCGGCACGAGCUCUCAAGGAUUGCAGAAUUGGAGUCUUCCUUUUCGAUAUUGCCCCACGAUUUCCGCCAAGAGGAUAUCACAGGCAGGAAUAUCCAAUGCGCACAUACUCUCAGUGUGCGUCGCAAGGGCAGUGAAGCCCCACUCGAUGCUUCUCUUCCAAAACUGGAUAGCAAAUCCCACUACGAAAUCUCACUUCUUGGUGACCUUGAUGGUAAUGACAGCGGGUCCUUCUUCAACGAAUUGGCGGGAGGUGCAGAAGAGUCGUCGUCCCUCGAAUCUCCGAAAAGCGAUAAGAUCGAGCAUCUCCUUCGGAAUGCAGAACCACAGGGCUGGUUCCCAAGCUUGGCCUCGCGAAGUCGUGCUAACACGGAGGAUAGUAAUUCUAGCUUUGUUUCCCGAAGUCGAAGCAACACGGGAGAAGGCACGAACGCAAUGCUGGCUUGUGAGAAUGCUGAGAACACUCGUCCGGUACUAUCGGCAUCCGAUUCAGUGCGUUCUCUGAUGGGACUAAUGGGUUUGGUGCGAAAUCCCUCCCUGGAGCCGGAGGUGUCUGCAAAGGUUCAUCAGUGUCUAGAACAAGACAUGGAAAAGCAAUCUGAAAGAUACCAACGAAAAGCAUCAUCGACAGCUCCAACUGUGACCUACCUGGGCCGCCAGUACGAUGCGGAGGCUCGAACUGAAACACGUGCGCCGCUCUCUCCCAAACCAACUCACCAGAUGCAAGGCGCGCAUGUUUCUCCAAGGCCAACUCCCAAAAAGAAGGUAAUCCAUAGCACCCCAAGACGGACAAAAUCAGGCACCAACAGGCUGCUUAAGAAAACAAUUGGGAAGACUCCACAUGAGCGAUCUACGUCGUCUGACGGAGAGGGUACUCCUUCGUUCGCAAGAGCCAUGGGCCUCGGCUGGUCUUCCUUGUCGCUUCUUGACACAGAAGACAGCGAAGACAGUGAGGACCAUAUGGAUUACCUUAGGGAUCUCAACGACUCGUCUUUCUCGACCUUGAAGGCUGCAUUGCGAAACCAAGGUGUAGUGACGAGCAUGGGCUUGAAUGAAAAGGUCCAUAAGGUCGCGGCCUCGUGUGGUCUUCAGCCCGAGAACCCAGUUCUGCAGGCCGCCAUGCAGCCCUUGUCCUCCGUCGAACCACAGCCGAUUUGA
Messenger RNA from Seminavis robusta, 1602 nucleotides. The record is from the annotation of a GenBank genome assembly. Lineage: Eukaryota; Bacillariophyta; Bacillariophyceae; Naviculales; Naviculaceae.